Molecule: messenger RNA, 12533 nt
Organism: Schistosoma curassoni
Lineage: Eukaryota; Metazoa; Platyhelminthes; Trematoda; Strigeidida; Schistosomatidae
Source: the annotation of a GenBank genome assembly
CCAUGAAUAUCCACUAAUUUUAAAGAUCACGUUUCACAGCUACCAAGUAAAAUAGAACGAACUGCUACACAGUAUACGCGUUCUUUGGUUGACAAACAGAAAUCUUCCCUGCUCUAUAGGUAACGUGAGUUGUCUUAAGUCAAUAGAGUUUUCUGAAUCCUGAUUGAGAUUUUGUCGGGUUUAGUAGUCAAGUUGACUGUGAUAUUAGCUAGAGUUGGAGAGCUAUACUUAGUCCUAUCUGACUUGUCUCAAUCGCUGAUCUUCCAGAUUUUAAGGAAGGAAUAAAAUCCUGUGGUAACCACAAAGGAAUCAUUUUGACAAACUUAAUGUCUAAAAUACUGACCUUUAUAUUCAACCGGCACUGCUCGUGAAGAGGAAACUCGGGAAAGAUAGCUGGUUUCCAAACCUUGACUUGGACGUGUAGACCAAUUAUUCAUCCUUCGUCAGGCUUUAGACAAACAUACGAACUUCCAACGAUGGUAUUGUUUGUUGACCUUAGGGUGUCAUCCGAUUCCGUUGGCUGAUAGUUUUUAUGGCAGUGUUUGUUAUUGGAAGGUGUACCAAAGAAGCAAAUCAACCUUUUACAGGAUCGCUAUUCGAAUGCUAUUGAUUGAAUCAGAGUUUAUAGCGAGCAAUAACUUUGUUAACUUAAUGUAGUGUUCAUCAGGACCCUCCACUAUCCUCUUUUUUAAACUUUGAUGUGUUCGUGGGAGUCACAUUUUCUUUACCUAACUUUUCAGGGAACGAUCUAUCAGGAAAUUAUUUUUCUGACUUAGAAUACUCAAACAAAAAUUCUCUCUGGCAAAAAGAUAUAUAAAAUUCAGUCUUCUGAUCUUGAGAAACAACUCAAGAGUAUUUGGGAUCUGUUUCUCUCCCUUUAAAUGCAAAUUUUUACUUCAGGACUGAUCUACAUAAACGUCUAGGCUAAUGAUAGGGGAUAAACUAUUUUAGGACGUCGACCGUUGCGAUUAUCUUGGAAGUCUUAUCAAAUCUGGUGGGUUGGCGUUUUUCUUCGUCAUGUUAAGUAGUGACAACCCACUAAUAUCUUGAGCUCAAGAUAAUCAGGCAAUAUAAUUAACGCCUAUUAUUUACCCCUUAAAUCUAGGUGUAUGCAAUAUGACAUUGCGUAAGGACCAAUGCUCUUUAAUUGGGAUUUUUUAAGCUUUAUUACAGAGCAUCUUCUUGAUCAAGUUGCUAAUUAGCUAAAAUCUCUGGAAUGUAUUGUCCUACACAUGUUUUCGAUUGUUAAGAUAAUCUUUAGAUUUAUGGUUGAUAAUUCGAAAUCAUGUAGUGUGGCUUAGUGCUAACUGUUGACGAGAUUCUCUUCAAAAUUAUGAAAUUAGAUGGACGGUUAUUAAUAAAACUCAGUGAUCAGCUAUAUGCACAAAUGUCUAUGGUGUGGAUGUUUCGAGAUAAAUGAUAGUUGAAUGUAUACGUCCACCUCAUUUGUUUAGGUUUUGCAAGUACCUUGAUCGAUCUGUCAUUUUUCAAAAAUGUUUCGUCUUAUAUGUAUCAUAGUUAUUUAAUAUAUAGUUAUUAGCACGAUAUUCAGACAGUACUAUGCAUACGGUACAAAGUACUUUAUGUCUUUCUCAUCUCGAAAUCGUAACAAGGUUGGAGAAAAGCGCUUACCAGCGGUUCGCUUCACACAAGAAACUAAUUCUAGUAACAUAUUUAUGUUUAAUGACUUUUUCCACUCUUGUCUAUACCUGUCUAGAUGUUUCAGGUAAAUCAGGUGGUGUCAUAAGACGAACUAUUUCGUCUGUUGCUCAAUUUACUAAGAGCAUUUAGAUUACUACUACUUAGUCGAGAAUUUCUUAAGUCCAAGAGUGUUUAGUUAUUUUAGUGUCAUUGUGAUGUUACUUUUGUCCUAAAUCUUAGUAAAUUGUUUAUGAGAUUUUUUAAAAAUUUAGAUUUGAUGGAACGUAUUCGGCAAAUCGUCAGCCAACAGAAGUUACGUUGCUUAGAUGCAGUGAGAUAUGCAAAUUCAAUCAUGUAAGUUGUCAUAAUAUCCAAAAAUCAAUGAAAACACCAACGAUAUCUACCGGUGACUUUGUAACAGCUUAGGGUGAUUGGUUAAGAGUUGAUCUCAAACGACUAAGAAUAUGUCAAGACAAUAGAGUUCGAGUAUUCAUUCACUUCCUCAUUUUGUAUAGGCGUUAUAUUUCCUAUUAUCUUAUAUUGAAUGCCGAGAGGCUUUGUUUGUCUGAACAGGUAAUCUCACGCUCCACUGUGACUGCGCGAAGAUCUAAAUAAAGACUUAUUCACUACUAGUCUAAUUUCUUCUAUCAAUAGCACGAGGGCUACCUACAGGCACGAAAACUUAAAACAAAAGUUAGAGUAGUUUGAUAGCAACUACUGAAUUGAUAGAUGCUCGGAAACGUAUCCCAUCAGUCUCGGAACACAAUUAUGAACGAAACUAACCUAAAUAUUAACUGACAUCUAUGCAAUUUUCGUGAGCAUCGAUAGGCAGCAAAGGCAAAGGAGAUGGAAAUGAUAAGGACGAUAAAUGAUAAUCGACAGCUUGUCAGACUUAUCAAAGAAGCAGGUAUUAAGAAUUUAGGAGUUUUUAGAACUAUUUUGGAAAACGAUGGAACAAUGAUUCACUCUCAGGCCAGAAGGUUAGAACGAUGGGCGGAACACUUACAAGAACGAUAACUGGUUUCCAACUACCCUUCAUUCGCCCACUGUUACCAAACAACCUGUAUGAAAUGUUAACAUAGGUCAUCUUACACAAUAGAGUUGAAAAACCAUGGUCAAAUUAGAGUGACGGAAGUCAGAAGGUGGGUUAUCCCCGAAGAUCUUUAAGGAUAGUGGUCUAGUUUUAGCACAUACGUUGACUGAAGUUCGCUUGCCUACAUAAGAUAUCAUUAUGUUUGCGAAUUUAUGGAUAUCCCAUGAUGUAGACAAUUAGGUAGAUUCCUUCAGCAAGUCGUACACAAGAAUCGUCCUUUCCGGUUUAUGGUUUACACUUUUGCUCUUGCAACGUACUUUCGCAGAAUGAGGUUAAUUAUGGUUUACUCACCCAAAUAAUAAAUACAUUUUUUUAAUUUGCACAAAUAUCUGCAACUUGACACAGCCAGUUAUUCUGAAAGUUGUUCAAGCUACUGUUGCUAAAUCUAACAAGUUCACUUUUAUGUAACGUUUGUGACAUAACUAAUUAUUAUGUAGAAGAAUUGUAUCAAUAAUUUACUUUGUAUUCCUGUAAUCAAUUCAAGUAGGUUUCUUAUCAGUAGUCCUGGUUGAUUUACUUUUGUUCGUAUGUUCUCCGUAUUUUUGAAAUAUCCAUUCGCAUUUUUAAAGUUGCGGGUAGUCUGUCAGGUAAAUUAUACAGACUCAGCUUCCAUCUCAUCAAGUGCGUCGUGACCACGUUGUGCAUAGAUCUCUAGUCGAGCUAGCAUAUCUCAGACAAAUCUGGAUACCAAUUAAUAACUCAUUUUCGUAGUAAAAGGCCAAUUCACAAUCUCACGUUAUCAUAGUCACAUCCUAUAAUUUUUCUUUAAAACACAUAGCAUCUGAGUAUACGAUAUGCACAGUAAAACCGUUUACAAUCGUUUUAUCAAUUCUUAUGUUUAAUUAUUAAUCCUUGAUCAAGUCACCAGCGCGAAUUACCUUGCUGUCAUAAUAUUCUCAAUUCCUGUUAGGAAGCUUAAAAGACUGAAACUGAAUAUAUAGAUUUAAUUUUUGAGUGGAAUCUGAAUGAAACAUAUCUUUCCGUACAUGUUAAACUAUAAAGGCCAGUUGUUAUCUUGAAUAUGUCUUCAAUUUUGAAUUGUAAAUGUGGUUAUCCUUUAACUACAAGUUACAAGAAUAUUUUCUUUUGAAUCUGAUGAGAUUGGGAUUUGUUCUAAACGAAUGAAAAGCGUCAAAUUACAUCAAUUGUUAAGAAUAUUGGUAAUUCACAACUUGUCCCAUCAGUUUCCGAACACGACGAAGAGUGAAAACAAAUCAAAUCUAAGUUAACCGAAAGUCUACGGAACAAUCGCGAGCAGUGGUUGGCAACGAAAGCAAAAUAGAUGGAAAAUUGAGCGGCUGUAGGUAAUACAAGAUAGCUUUUCAAAGUAAUAAAAGAAACCGGAAUUAAGAAGUCAAGUGUAAGUGUUACGAUCUCGGAAAAAGACGACACUUAUCUGCUUCCAGUCCCAGAUGUUUAGAACGUGAGUUACUAGUAUUUGAUCACAUAUACUCCUAUUUGCUGGGAUCACCUGGUAAGUAAUAGUGAGGUUAGACACAUGGUAUUAGGGAAUGAUGGUAAAUCAAUUGAUGAGGUUGUAAAUCUUCACGGAUUGAGGUGGUUGGGCCACCGGCUACCACGUCGCGCAAUGCUGACUAGUGUUGCGGACGGCUGGAUGACAGUUAGGGACGGUCAAGCCAAAACGUAGCAUCAGUCUUUGUAGUCACUAAAUCAUGGUCUGAUCCAUGUUGAUAGGUUUAGACUACUUGGUUGGGGUCCGCUGGACUAUCGCAACCAAUGGUUGGAGAAUCCGGGUGACAUGGGUCACAAUUGAUCACAAUGGCGUAGGUGUAUACACUCUUCCAUUAAACUAUGAGAUUGAAAUUACUUUAUACCUUCCUUUCUACAAACUAAUUCUUUCUCCUCGUAUCAUAUCCUUAUAUUAGAUAUUUUUGUUUUACUACCUUUGAAGUGACUGAGGUGUGGCAACUUGGACCGAUGCAUAUGUAUGCCUGGUCCUACGUUGUGGCUGACUGACUUACUGGUAAUUCACAGAUAUUCUCGAUUUUCUGUCAUAUUUCUACUCACGUCUUCGGACCACCAUGUAAAUACAUUCGAAAUGUGUAUAGACCUGGUAAAGUUUUUAAGAUUUGACGGUUGCUCAAUAGCUUUAUUUGGGAACUAAGUUCUGACUGGUUUUCAUUUAUUCUUUUGAUUACGCAGGAGAUAAAUUGAACUCAUCUUCAAUCGCUGGAUAUUUGAAUGAUUUGAUGGAUGAUAAUCACGAUAAAACUGAAGUAUCUAGCAAAUCUGUCACGCGCAAAGUAGCUGAAACCACUGCUCCAUCUCCUUAUCCAGGGUUUUCUACUGUCAAUGGAGAUCAAAAGAAAAUAUCUACAAAUGAAACAUAUUUCAGCAUAUGUAGAUCUGAUGCGAAAGCCCAUAUUUUAAAACGUUUACAUGGUACAAGUCCAACAAAUCCGUGUGUUAGGCGCGUCUCUGCCAAAAAUAUACGUUCGCAACACGUUGACUCACAAAUCGAUACAAUUCCUAAUAAUGUACAUGCCUGGCGUCAGGGUAAAGAACUUAUUCAUAAAUAUCUUGGAACUUCAUCAGAGAGUAUUGAUAAACAUGCGGAUAAAGAAGAGCAAUCUCCGAAAUUAGAUCAUUCGAGCCCGUUGGGAUUUGAUGCAAUCAUUGGUAAGGAAAAUCCAAAAAUAAUAAAUGCAAACCAAAAUGAACCGAAUACAGUAAAUUCGGACAAAACAAGCAAACAGAUAGUGAAUGCGCCGCUUGUUGCUUCCAAGUCUGGUAAAGGUCUAUUUCAUCCAGUUAAGACAAAAAAUGCAGUAAACAAUUCUUCAGAUGCGCUAGGAUCUGUACAAAAAGAUAUUCAUGGCUAUCCUACCCCUAGAGCUCAUCUUAAGGCCCUGGUCCAACAACAAAGGGAAGCUCGAAAACAGGAGCAUAAACGGCAACUGGAAGCUGAAAAAAAGAAGCGUGAACAAAUACAACGAAAUCUACAAGCAACUGCACUAGCAGCUGCCGCUGCUGCGAAGUUACCUGUCACUGCAACCAAAAGAAUGUCCGAACUUUCUCCAGUUAUUCCUUUAUGCUUAUUUCAACCGGUCAAAGCACCUGUAUUGACGUUGGACUCUUAUUCUUCAGAACGAGAACAAAAACUGGAGGAGCUUCUUAGACGUGAGAUAUCAACACCAGAAAACCAGGUUGCUGAGAUUAUUCCUCCUACGUCUUCCGACCGUGAUUCCACCAAUUCUUCUUAUCGAGAUUUUAUCGAAACUUUCAAAGUUAGAUCUAGUUCGACGAACUCCCAUGUAACUAAUCCCGUCCCAACUAGUGAAUCCAGCAUGAAACGAAAUCGAAUGACUGCUGUAAAUAAAUAUGAAGAUAUUAACAUUUCUAGACCACCAAAAUGUGGCAAGCUGAAUAAUAGUUAUAGCCGUUCAAUACAGACGAAUAGCUGUAAACAAAUGUUUAAUUCUAUUCCUCCAAGCACUGCUCCACCAAAAAACUAUUUGAAUGAGAAAUCAUCGCAUAUGAAAAACUUGCAAGUCGAAACAGUCUCAUUAUCACCGACUAAGCAUAAGUUUUGUUCAGCUGGCUCUCAUACUACUCGUUUUUAUGAAUCUGAAUUACCAAAAAGGUCUCUUCAUCAAGAUACGGAAUUUCAGGUUCCCGUUCCUUUUGCAGGAAAUGUGUCAACACGUCCGAGAACCGGUGUGAAUGUUACUCGUUGUCCUGAAGCACUACAAAAACGUUUAUUUCCCUCGAAAGAACGUACUGUCCCAUAUGCAAAUAAAUCAAAGACUAUCUGUGAUCAGGUUACGGAAGCUGCGCGUCUCGAUAUAAAACUGAGCGCACAACGUGUAAAGCACAUGCUUUUUGUUGAUUCUGACGAUGAUGAUAAUGAUGAUAAUUCUGAUGAGGAUCAAUGUUUUUAUACAGAUGAUGGGGUUAAUUCCUCAGUCUCUUCGUAUGAAACAAUUCAAAAGCCAACUGUAAGUAUUUGGAGACGUUUAGAAGCUGUAGGGGCUAGUGAUUCGGAGUUAGAAGAGAAUAAUGUUUGUAUCGUUGAAGAUAUCAAGGAUGAAAAACCUGUGAUUGUGGAUAAUGUAUCUCAGCAUUGCUCAACUUCUUGGAAGUAUAAUGCCAACAUGAACCAUUUUCUUCAUUCUGGCUUGAAUAAUUUUAUGGGAGACAUUCGUGCUAAGAAUGAAUUUCGAAAUCUCAUUUAUAGUGAUCCUUUACGUUUCGCUUCUGUACACAAACGCCAACAAAAGCUAUUUCUUAGAGUAGGAAAGAAACCUUUCAAAUCUUUGGGACCACAAGUAAACAGUAUAGAAAAGGUAGAAGUUCACGAAAAGAAUACAACAAAUGGAGAUAGUUCACUUCAUUCUCGAGAGAAGAUUGAUAAAGAAUCACUAGUUGUCAAAUCGAAUACUCCCAGUAAUACCAACAUUCAAGCAGUUAAUGUGGAAUGUACAGACUCAGGAGAUCAGAGUUCAUUAUCACAUACUGCUUGUUCCAUCAGGACGAAAGCACAGGAGUUAUUUAUAACAGAAGAUAAAUCCGAUUCCCAGGCACUCCCUACGAAUCAUCAAAAGACUAAUAAUUUUAUAAAUAAAACUAUAAACUCUUCUCAACUGAGGCUAACACCCGCUGCACUUAAUCUCCAGUUAGCCGCUGAAAUGAAUUAUCUUGAAACACUCUCUGGUUCGAUGCAGCAUAUUGCUGAUAUGGAGUCUCUUCGUCAGAUUACCGCUGCUCAAACCGAAUGUGUUAGCCUAGCACAGUUGCUUAAGGCUCGUGAAUUGCAGUUAUCAUCGAAAAUUGGUGAUCAGAUGUUGGAGAAAGAAACACAAGGUGCAUUUGUUAACCCUAAUGAACCAGGUCGUCUGAUUUCUGGAGUACAUUCACCACAGUUUGAAAGCGUAUUAAAAGCUGCUGAAGAAUUUGAUAAGAUCGAACGUCGUCUUAGUGUAAGAACUUCACACUUGGAUGCGAUUUCCUCCUGUUCUACCGAAUCACCAUCUGUCGACUCAAAUAUUACAAAUGAAGCAAAUGUUCAUAAGUCUUUAAAUGGAUCCAUUUCAGAAUCCAGUGCAAACAAACAACGGUUUUCCACAGGAAGCGAUAAAACACUUUCAAAUGAUAACGUCAUUAAAUCGAUUUCAGGAGGUGUUGUAACGGCUUCUGAUUCAUCUAAUGAACCUUAUCAUCCUAUCCCUACUGGCACUACUGUUGCUUCUAUGACUACAACUGACAAAGUUUCUGAAUCAGGAAGAUUGACUGUCAUGCCAUCAUCAUCAUCAUCGCCUAAAUUAAAUAAUCCCAUUAAUGUUAAAGAAAAGUUAGAAAAAAAGAAGAAAAUGUCAGUGGAUUUUAGUGAGGACGAUGAAUCUAUGAAGUCAUAUGGUAAAGUUACCAAUGAAGAACUUCAGAAAAAAUCAAAUGAUCAAGUGCUAACUAAACGGAAAAAGUUAAAACGAUAUUCGCGAGAUGAAAAACCACAUAUGCAAUCGACAGAUAUUCCUAUGUUAAAUCUAUGCGCCAUCAUGUCGCAUAAUAGCUCUCGUCAAAGUGAAAGGAAUCAAAAAUUCAAUCAAGUGAAAUAUGCUUUGAAUAAGCGUGUAGCGGCUUUACAAUCUAGGCGUAAGAAAGCUGAAGAGCUUUUAGCGCUUUCUAAAAAUAUUGAACUCGAAGAGGUCGAAGUUGUUCGUUUAGAACGUGAAGCCUUGAACGCUAUCCAAAGUAAACGUUUAGCUUUGCAUGAAAAUCGGUCCCAGUUAUCAAACGAUAAUGAAUCGAAAAAAUAUUCAACAUCUAGUCAUUGGUCGAAGAAUAGUGGCUCUAAACAUUGGAGAUCGAAUUCUCACUCACCGGUUUGUCAACGUUCCAAUUAUUCGCAAUAUAGUGAUGAACUUGGUUUAGAAGAGCCUGGUGAUGACAAAACUAAUUCUGAGCGAUUUCCUACAGCUUCAUUGGGCAGAAGUUCUAGCUUGUUAAAAUGCGAUAGAACCAACUCCAAUACUGCUUCUGAAUGCUCCACUGCUCGGACAGUGUCUACUGCUACAGAUUUAAAAUAUUGCAAGUCCGACUCGGAUUCAAACCGAUCAGUUUCACAUUCUGAGAAGCAUCAUUCCAAUAAUUAUAAAUUAAUACCAAAUCGAUGCAAUGAGAAGUGUGCAUCAAAUUUAUUAAGCACUGAAAAUGAUGAUAAUGUUAGUCGAGUUUCCAAAGUUUCAAAUUGUUUUCCAAAAUUUGAUAUUGGAGUUGAAACUACACCAUCCUUACGUAAUUUGUUAACCUGCGAAGUCGCUACACCAUCACUAGAUCGUACUAUGACUCCGACCUCUAGACACGUACGUCAGCGUUCAAAUUCUCAUGAUUCUGGUCGUCGAAGACGUGUCACUGUCCUUAAUUCAGUCGAUUCAAUGGAUGAGGAUGGUCGAUUGUUUGGCGUUGGAGAUGAUGAACCAUUUUCUACAGUAUCGGCCAAUUCACAUUCCGAUCUCAGUGAAUUAGAAUCACGAAUUCAAGCUCUGAAUUCCAAUCUAAAAAAACAGGAAAGCAUUUUAUGUCGCAUCAAUGUAGAAUAUAAACGUGUUCAUAAAGAUCGCCUAGCAAGAUUAGAAUCCACUUUGCUGAAACAUAGACAGCUUUGUACUGAAAUCAUUGCCAAUAUCAAAGCUGAUUUAGAUGCUUGCAGAGCAUCUGUAUGUACAGAGGCUAAUGAUUCUCAUUCGAAAUCUAUGAAGAAAAUAAUCGAUACAGAUAACAUUUCUUAUAUAUCACCAUCAAAAUCUUUGAAUAAAACAACACUUGACAAUUUUAACGAUAACAGUAUCUCUUGUGCAUCGUCGAAACAUAUUGAUAAAUUAGCUUUAUCCAGUCACAUUCUCACUAGUAAGCACUCAACAAACGAUGAUGAAACUGAACCGGACACAUUAAUUUCAGUGGCUGAAGAAUUAGUAUCACCACAGGAUACUGAUGAUGAAUUGAAGCAGCUCGAUUUAGAUGAUGAUAUUGACCGUAGUACACCAGUUGCCGAACAUUCUCCCAAUUCAACGAACAAAAAUACCACAUAUUUAUCCAAUGCUGACGUCAGUGCUGUGGAAUCUAAGCAAACAAUUAGUUCUGAAGUGUCGAAAAAUAAGCGUUGUUUGUCUCCUUCAGUUCAUACAGAGUCGUCAUAUUAUACAGAUUUUCAACCGAGCUCUGAAGAUAACAAUUCUAAAUCACUAAAUACUCAAGAUAUUUUGCAUAAAAAGGAGAUUGAAAAGGAAUCCAAUAACACGUCAAUGAAGUUUAUAAUUAACUCAACUGACAAAACGUUAACGGGACAAGUGAAUCAAACAGACAAUGUGUUUUCUAAUCAGUUAGCUCCCAAAAUUUUUACUAACGAAUGUCCAACUGUCCUUGGUGUCACUUUUGCAGACAAUGAAUUUGAAUCAAAUGAUAUCUCAUCUACAUCUCCAUUCACUACAGUUGCUGAAGCUAAUUGUGCUACUGACGGAAAGGUUUCGACUGUAACCACUGAGGAUUUCAACAACAUGGUAGUAUCCACUGAUAUUUCAGUUCCAUCUGGGAAGACUAGCUUGCUUAAAGUCGCUACAGAUCAUCGACAAAGAGAAGAAUUAGUUGAUCAAAUUACCACUGAAUUGCUAAACCAACUUGUCUCUGAAGCUAUCGAGUCUACGUUGAAUGUUCGAAAAUCCAACUUUCAGGUUAAAUCUCCUGAAGAUUCGGAAAGUGAGGACGAUGAGGAUGACUUGUUAGACGAUGAAUUUCAUCAGGGAUCUUCAGAAUCUCAAUCCUCUUCGGAAGAGUCUGUGCCUUUAUUAGAUCUAGGAUUAAAAGCACGUGAAGAUUAUGAAGAAAAGAGUCCUGAAACAGUUAAAUCUAAAUUCUGUGUUACUCCAGAACCGUCAUAUACCGUAGAUAAUAUUAAAGGGCUAUUUGCUGAUACACCAGACAGAACACAGCCAUUGAUUCGUCUUGCUGUCAAACAUUUUUGGGAUGCCAAGUUGAAUUCAAAGAGUGAAUGCGAAGUUGUCCUAUUGAAAGCUUCUAAUAAUCCUCCACCGGAAUUCUCGCUUGAUUAUUAUGACGAAGCAGAUCUCGAAUUGUUCAGAACUCAAUCAAAUGUGAAAUUUAUAAGUCGUGCUUUAUUGUUUGAUUUGAUAAAUGAAAUUAUACAAAAGAUUUAUGUUGGUGAGAAUAAUGACGUUGAAUUACAAGAAAGGACAGUUAACUCAUCUGAAUCGAAAACGUUGCAUCGCGUUUCAAGUGCUCAGUUUCGGCUUUGGCGUGGUCCUUGUCCACCAACCACUUACAAUCGUCUAUUGACUAUUGUUCAAUCUGAAGUUUGUCGAGAAUUGAAUCUUAGAAUAGAAUCUAAAUCAGAAAUGCUUAAUCACGGUGGUAAUAAAACAAAAUAUUCUGGUUUAAAUGAAGUGAUACCGUCUGGUGUACGUUUAUCUCGUUUAGUGCAAUGGACAUUAGCCAAAAAAUCAUGGUUAGAUCGUGUAUUAGACCUGGAAUUACGUGCAGAUGAACCAAGUUGGUUAUCGUAUGUACCAGAAGAACGUGAGAUUAAAAUGAAAUUAGCUCAUGAACUAUGGGAGGAUAUACUAGACGAUGCUUUGAACUCUGUUCUAGCCUCAAAUGCUUGCCAUUUGUCAAAGUAAUUUAUACAAGAUCAUUCUGUAAUUUGAUUUUUCCUAAUAUCUAGAAUACCAAUCUGAAACUACUGUGAUAUAUUUUUUUAAUGAUCGAAUGCUUUUAUACAAAAAUGUAACCAUCAAAUGUGUAGAAAAGAGGAAAUAUUGUUUGUAUCUCAGAUCUCACCUUAUGUUGUUCCCACUUCCUCUCAAGCAUAUCACUUAUCCGUAAACCGAAUAGAACAGCGACAAUCAUAUACGAAUAAUUUAUAUUCUAUUAGCUUUUGUACAUAUAUAUACAUAUUCUUCCGCAUGUUUUUUCUCUUUUCCUACCCACUACCAAUAUGUUUAAUUUCAUUGUUACAAUAUGAAAAAUACAAAUGAAAUGCUUAUUGUAUAUUAUUUGAUUUAACAUGCGUACUCCUAUCGCUGUUAUAUAUAUCUAAUAUGCCUAAAUAACCUAGUGCAUUUGAUUUGUUCUGCAUCUAACAUCGUUCUCCCUGUCCUCCCGCUAUUUCUACUGUAUGAGAUUAAUGUUGACUAGAUUUUUCUUUCAUAUUUUUUUUCGAUUUUUUUCUUCGAAUAGAAAUGUUACAAUCAUGUGUACUUUGUAAUAGUUGCAUGUCAAUGCCUAUUUGUGUUUACCCGUUUCUCUCAUCCCUUGUUUGUUUGUUUGUUUUUUUCCCUGUAUUCCUUAAAAGCCUAUUAAAAAUCAAACGAUUCAUGUUUUCUAUUUAUUCAAUUUGUUUAUAAAUCAAUGUACUAUUCUCUCUAAUAUUGCAAAUAAUUUUCUUUAUCGUAAGAUACAAUAAUGUAUAAUAGCGAUAAUUCACUAUCAUAUAAUUAGCAUAAAAAUAUUUAUUCUUUUCUAAUGAAUGAUUACUCAAAUCACACCUUACUUAAAUCACUUAAUUCAGUAAGCAUGUACACUUAUGCAAAUAUAAGGUAUUAUAGAUACAAUAAAUGUUAAGUAAGAAUUACAAUUGAGUAGAUAAUAGAGUACUUUUAUUUUUGUUGUUGUUGAUGCUUAUCAGAUUUUUAUCCUGUUUAAUUGUUGUAAAUGACCCUUGAAAUCUCUACAAUGUAUAAAACGUGUUCUCUUAUUUAUUUAACCCAAGUUUUCUGAUUCGAAAAUCUUGAAUUUUUAUUCCGUAAGAAUAUUAUCAUUCACGUAC